This is a messenger RNA of Penicillium angulare, 228 nucleotides long. RefSeq lists its product as uncharacterized. Lineage: Eukaryota; Fungi; Ascomycota; Eurotiomycetes; Eurotiales; Aspergillaceae. The record is from RefSeq and is a predicted model, not a curated record. Bases 1 to 228 code for a protein of 75 amino acids. The transcript is spliced from 2 exons.
AUGAAGUUCAUCACCGCCAUCGUCUUUGUUGCCCUCAGCACUUUCGCCGCCGCCGAGUGUGGUGCCAAUCUUCAGACUACCGCGCCUGCUGCGACAAUGGUGUCUGCAACGAUGAGUACGCCUUCUGUGCUGGCUACAACGACUACUACUCCGGCACCUGUGUCCCUCACUAAAUUACAACGCCGCGACGAGUCGACUAGCCCCGGUGGCACGUCUCUCCUCAGUUGA